Molecule: messenger RNA, 1615 nt
Organism: Paraphaeosphaeria sporulosa
Lineage: Eukaryota; Fungi; Ascomycota; Dothideomycetes; Pleosporales; Didymosphaeriaceae
Exons: 3
Coding region: 346-1542 (398 amino acids)
Source: RefSeq, a predicted model, not a curated record
CUUGACCCCAGUCCAACUUGAAGAACUGCGGUCCACAUGUUCGCUGAUACAAAUGGCGCCACCCUCAUGGCUGCACACAACGCAUAAGCGAAGUCUUGGCAUUCGGAAUGACGUUAACCUGAUAGGCCAAAUGCACGGGCGCAAGCGUUCGAAUACGGGAACGUUGUUGCCUUCGCUGCAAUGAAGUGGCGCAGGUGGUCAGCCUACCGGUGAGAAUGCAGAAAGGCGUAUUCGAAUUGCACUCUGGAACUACAAAUCGGGAAGUCGCACCCUCAUAAAUGCAUCCACCGUGAGCCUUGCUACUUCCCAACUUUUAGUCCCCCUUGUUAGAACACGUCUCCGCUUAUGGAGAACACCACGACGUCAAGCUCUGCACGUGACGUGAAAAGUAAUCUGAAACGACGAAAACAACUUGAUGUUCUAGCUUACUGCUUGCCUGUCGAACCGAAUCAGGCUCCCGCUCCGACUUCUGUCCCGGAAAUCAGGAUCUGUGACCAAUAUGGAGACCUCUCGCUAGACUCAACCAUUCUACCUCUCGCACGAGCUCUAAUUUUACUUGACGAUGAAAUGAUCAAGCGAGUUCAAAGAUUCUACCAAAAGCGCAAUCUAUCUGUGGACGAAGCACGCAGAACCAAAAUGGUUCCUUUGGUAAACGAUUGCAUUGAAAUAAAACGGCAAUGGAAAGAGAUCAACUCAGGAAAAUGCGAAUUCACUCAUUUAUAUAUGAGGAGGAAAUGGCUCAUCCCUAUCUGGGCAGAAAGCCUGAGGAUCAUCAAGGAGGCUCUUGCAGGCAACCAAACGUCCAACCGGUCUCAGAAGCAAACCCAUUAUGAGCAAAUUUUACACAGAUGUGAUACGUUGGCGAACGACGUAAAGGAUCACAUGCUUGAUAUUGCUCGUGAGGGACUUUUAGACCCAGAGGUCCUCAGUUCGAUCCAGGGGCGCUGGCUCCGAUUGGAUGGGAUUCUGAAUUGGUAUUAUGACUUGCACAAACGAGAGGCCGAUGAGCCUGAACAACGAUGGCUCAGGAUUUCGCCUACAUGGCGAGAAAUGCAAAGCUUGAUUCAGCACCAUGAAGCGAUGACAAAGGGUGAGAAGGAGCAAAUCCAGACUCAACCUGCUGGUAAUGCCAGAGAUGGAAGCAAGCCUGCUGCAGCUGUUUCGCUCGUUGAGAACCAACGCUUCAGUGCAUUCAUCCUAUGGUCGUCAUUCUUUACCUGUGCUGCCAUUUCCACCGCGUCGUUUGCUAUAGGCUACGGCCGCUCACUCCAUCUCCCGGGGAAUGCAGAUGACCCAGACUUCUGGUUCCUUAUACAAGCAUCAUGCGUACAGGUUUUAGGGCUGACAGUCUCUGCUCUUAUCGAACGGAGGCGUGGUAGUCUUUCAAGCUGGCGCUGGUGCCUCCCAACUGCGAUUGCAGGAGCUUGUGCCAUAGGGUCGAUCCCUCUUUAUGUGUUUGUUCCGAAGGAGUGGAGCACUUUUCUUUCCACAAUUACUGGAGCUACUCAGACUUUUAUGGCAUUACAGUACUUUCUACUUUGAGUGUAUAUCCUGUAUUUGUAGAUAUAGGAUAGAAGGGUAUUUUUAAGAUAUAUAGGCAAGUCUAGAGUGGGAC